UCAAAAAUUAAAAAUAUUGUUUAUACCAAUUGAUCUAAUGGGUCAUGUCAAUGCAGCUAUAGGUAUGGCACAAGUAUUGAUUAAAGCUGGACAUGAAUGUUGGUUUGCUAUCAGUGACCAGUGGACCGAUACAAUGGGUCAGUAUGGUAUUCAAAUAUGCCCAUUGUCGAUGGGUAACAAUGGAAAUAACCACUAUAAACAAGUUGGUACUAUGAAAACAAUCUAUGAAGAUGCAUUGAGUAAAUUACAAUUGGGUAUUAUUGGUGAUAAAUUAACACCAUUUCAAAAGCAAGUAAUUUAUGUGAAAAAUGCUUUUAAAAAAUUGCUAAACGAUGGAAAUGUAUUGGAUAUGAAUGUCAAUCGGGCCAUAUGUAUAGUGGAUCCGGAUGUCAUACUGUGCGACCAACUUAUUUCAAUACCGGCAAUAGUAAAGUCGGGAAUACCAUGGGUUAGAGUUUGCAGUUGUAAUCCAUUGAUACUUUUAAAUGAUGAUUGCUUACCACCACACUGUUUAGGUUUGCCAAUAGACGGUCAUAAGAAAAAAUGGUUACAAAUUAAGAUAGACUUUAUACAAAAUGUAAUAACAAAUUUACAGCCGGGAACUGAAUUACAACUUUAUUCAAACUUAAUUGAAAAAUCAAAAUAUCUAAAUAUCUAUGAUUUUCCACUUGAAUUGGAUUAUAACGAUAUAAAACCACUUCCUGACAAUUGGUAUCGUUUUGAUAACUUUAUGAGACAAGACUUAAGUGAACCGUUUGAAUUGCCGAUACAAUUGAGUGGCAAACAGGGAAAAGUUAUUUACUUUUCAAUGGGAUCAGUGGGUGCGGUUGAUGUCAAUAAUAUGAAACGAUUGAUUGCUAUAUUAGAAAAAUCUCAGAACGUUUUCAUAGUAUCAAAGGGACCGUUAGGUGAUGAGUACGAUCUGUCGGACAAUAUGUGGGGUCAGCCAAGUGUACCGCAAACACAAGUCUUGCCAUUAGUUGAUUUGGUUAUAACUCACGGCGGAAACAAUACUAUUACUGAAUGUUUUUACUUUGGAAAGCCUAUGAUAGUUAUGCCACUGUUUGGCGAUCAGUUCGAUAACGCACAGAGAGUCCAUGAAAAAGGGUUUGGUAUACGACUCGAUGCCUACAAGUGCUCUGAAGAAAAGUUACUAAAAGUUAUUGAAAGUCUAUUGAAUGAUAAUUUGUUGGCCAAAAAAAUGAGAAAAAUAUCGCAAAGAAUUAUAAAAGAAAACAGUUUAAAAAUGUUACCAAAAAUUCUAGAAAAUUUAGUUAAUAAAUAA
Oppia nitens is the source of this 1285-nucleotide messenger RNA. Its product is annotated as UDP-glucuronosyltransferase 1A9-like. The transcript has 2 exons. Gene Ontology annotation, molecular function: UDP-glycosyltransferase activity. The record is from RefSeq and is a predicted model, not a curated record. The coding region runs from base 38 to 1285 and encodes 415 amino acids. NCBI's taxonomy places the organism in Eukaryota, Metazoa, Arthropoda, Arachnida, Sarcoptiformes, Oppiidae.